Paramisgurnus dabryanus is the source of this 3162-nucleotide messenger RNA. The record is from RefSeq and is a predicted model, not a curated record. Lineage: Eukaryota; Metazoa; Chordata; Actinopteri; Cypriniformes; Cobitidae.
CUUUGCAGAAGUCUUCUUAGAUAUCUUGAAGUACCCUAUAUAUGUUUCAAACAGGCAAAUCAAAAAGAUUUGUGCAUCAAAUGACCAUUAUUUUGAACUUUGCCCCUUCACCUUAUUGUUUAAAAAUGGUAGAAUUAAAAGAAGAGAAAUUACACUGCAUUAGAUAUUCACUCAUGUUGUAACUUGAUCCUGCUAAACAUUUAAACAUUUGUUUUCAGAUCAUUUGUUGAGAAUGUUAAUCUUUCAUUAUUUUGUGAUAUCACACAUACUCGACAGAAGAGAUCCGAUUAUCAGACAGCUUGAUUUUUAUGAUAGCAGUGCAUUUACUGCUCUGUCAAUGAUUGAUCCGCUGUUAGAUGGGAUUUCUAUGAGGGCCUUGUUUCUUUUUACACAUUUAUUACUAAGCUGAACUGAUAGCACAUCUCUGUCAUUCAGUUGUUUUCUUACUGUGGUUUAAACAUGAAGCACAGGGCAGCAACAUACACUUGCCUUUUUCUUUUCCACAUCUUAAAUCUCUUUGGCUUUCAAGGCAGAUGUGAGAAAACACACAAAGUGAUUGAAUAUAAUGUAGAUGAAGAUAAAGUGGAUCUUUUUGAUAUCAAUGAAGCUGCUGGCAUUGAUCUUUUCGAGGGAGAUAUUUUAUACGAUGAGAAAUUGGGGAGAAAUUCAAUCAUUGGAGAUGAAUACAGAUGGCCAAAAACCAUUCCAUAUUAUCUUGAGGAUGAUUUGGAGAUAAAUGCUAAAGGGGUCAUUCUGAAGGCCUUCGAACAGUAUCGGCUGAAAUCAUGCAUCGAUUACAAACCGUGGACUGGAGAAGAAAACUAUAUAUCUGUGUUUAAAGGCAAUGGAUGUUUUUCCUCAGUGGGGAAUCGGCAAGUUGGCAAACAGAGGCUGUCCAUUGGCAGUGGUUGUGAUCGUAUCGCAACUAUUGAACACGAGUUCCUUCACGCUUUAGGCUUCUGGCAUGAGCAGUCCCGUUCUGACCGCGAUGACUAUGUCUCUAUCAUUUGGGACCGCAUUACUGAAGGCAAGGAACAUAACUUCAACAAAUACAAUGACACCACAUCCAGUGCUUUGAACGUUCCCUAUGACUAUGGUUCAAUGAUGCACUACAGCAAGAAAGCUUUCCAGAACGGUACAGAGUCCACCAUAGUCACCAAAAUCCCCGCCUUCAGUGAUGUUAUUGGCCAGCGUAUGGAGUUCAGCGAUAGCGACGUCCUCAAACUCAACAGACUCUACAACUGCACUCGCUCCAGCACAUUCCUGGAUUCGUGUGACUUUGAGUCAGAGAAUAUCUGUGGAAUGAUCCAAACUCAUGAUAAUAAUAAUAAGACAAACUGGCAACGUCUUUCCAAAGCUACAGGUGGACCGGACACUGACUACACCCACAUGGGAGGCUGUGAAGGAAGGGGUUAUUUCAUGCACUUCAGCACAGUGGGUGGGAAGCAGGGGGACAAGGCGCUGCUGGAGAGCAGGCUUCUUUACCCCAGAAGAGGAUACCAGUGCCUGAACUUCUUCCUCUACAACAGCGGUCAUGUCAGCGACCAGCUCAAGAUCUGGGUGCGAGAAUUCGACCAGGCCAACUCUAAUGGGACGCUGCAUCUCAUUGAACAGAUACAUGCUCCCCCUGAUGACCAAUGGCAACUUCACCAUGUGAGCCUGAAUGUUUCCAAAAAGUUUCGUGUGGUGUUCGAGGGAAGUAAAGGUAACGGGAACAUGGGUGGACUUUCAUUGGAUGACAUCAACCUUUCAGAGACCACUUGCCCAGAGCACAUAUGGAGGAUUAAGGACUUCAAAAGAGUUCUGGAGGACACGCCGAUGGGCACUGCCAUUUACAGUCCACGCUUUAAAUCGAAGGAUGGUUACACCUUUCAAAUGGGCUUAUAUCCCAAUGGUACGACUGGAUACCAAGGGGAAUUGGGUGCCUUUACCCACUUAACAUCUGGGGACGAUGCAGACGACGAAAGUCUGGUUUGGCCUCCUAGCUGGAAGCAGAUAACCAUGAUGCUAAUGGACCAAAAUGCAGACGUUCGUAGACGUAUGUCCAACCAGAGGAGUGUAACAACUGACCCUACAAUGACUCUGGAAGGGUCUGAAAUGUUUUUCUGGGACAAUCCACGCAAAGUUGGACAGAAAGUUACAGAUGACAUUGGGACUGAGUACUUUCGUGGUCCAGGAGCUGGAACAUAUGCAUACCUGACCCAGGCCAGAGCCCUGACCCGAGACUUCAUUAAGGGUGGAGAUGCCAUCUUUCUCCUCACAAUGGAGGAUAUCUCCCAUCUAGUUGUUUCCCAGCCUUUGCCCUCCGCAACUCCAACUAAUUCAACUCCUGCUGAAACACCAACUCCUACAAAUUCAGACAACAGUUCAUCCACCACAAGCACACCCACUGUCCCAUAUGACCCGUGUGUGUCUCUGCAAUGUGAAAAUGAUGGCGUGUGUAUGGCGAAUGAAGCUGGAGAUGCUGUAUGCAGGUGCGCAGUGGGUAAUGACUGGUGGUACUACGGUAACAAGUGUCAGUUCAAGAGCUCAGUCAAAAACAACAUCAUAACAGCUGUAACAGCGUCUGCUAUUGUGUUUGUUGUCAUGCUGUUUCUGACAGUACUCAGUGUGCUGUAUGUGAAGAAGUCAUCUAAGAGAAAACUCAAGCUUACUGGAGAGGGAAUCACCAUGCAAAACAUGUACACAUAUAAGGCCUGAUCAUAUCAAUAACGGGACACCUUUGACGUCUCAUCCAGUGCAUUUGUAAUUCUUUGAUUCAGUUUUACUUCGACAGGUCGUAUAUGUACAGCUACUGUUUAAAUCCCCUUGGGCGUCAUCUUUUUAGGUUUUUGUUGUGGUGUACAGAAGGUCACUUUUUCCCAAACAAAUACCGUAUUCUCAACAAGUGAUGUACUUUAAGCUGACUGUUUAAAGAACAGAUUUUUUAUGUAAAUACAAGCGUUUGCCACUGUCUGAACUACAUGUAUUACGAGUUUAGAACGCCUAAAAGAAAAGUCUCAGAAUGCCACAAACACAAGAACCUUCACUCUCAGUUGACUUGAAACAAUCACAACCUUCAAAAACAGCUGAGGACAGCGCUGGUUAUAUGAUUUCUUAUCAGGUCAGUAAUUUAUGACAUGGCAUUCUGGAAUACUUGAUUCUGAUUGGUCAGUGAGAUGU